Messenger RNA from Necator americanus (New World hookworm), 792 nucleotides. RefSeq lists its product as uncharacterized. Bases 1 to 792 code for a protein of 263 amino acids. NCBI's taxonomy places the organism in Eukaryota, Metazoa, Nematoda, Chromadorea, Rhabditida, Ancylostomatidae. The transcript is spliced from 3 exons. The record is from RefSeq and is a predicted model, not a curated record.
AUGACUUCUUCACUCUUCAAAAAAAUCUCAGCAGCCAACGCCCCUGCGCUUACCGUAUCACUAGCACAUGACACCAGACGGAUCGUGGGCGUUCGACGCAGAGAUAAGGCAACCGCUUGUAUAAAAGUCGUCUACGCCUAUGGAAAGCAGCUCAACAUGAAAUCUGCAAUUUUCCUCUUCGUUGCCUUCAUCGUAGCUGUGGCAAUUGCCAAGCCUAAUCCGAGAAUUCAUUCCGAUUCCAGUAGCGAAGAAGGUCCCAAACACAAGCCCCACCACAACCACCAUGGACAUCAUCAUCGACGCAGUUCUCCCAAACCUCCCACAACUGUGGUAAGCCCCACCGCACCAGAAAAAUCUGAUGGAACUACGCCGUUUGCUGAUCUCACCACAACAACUGAUGAAAUCGUGGUGACCGACGUUUCGACGGAUGUGGUCACCUCCGAGCAAGUUACGGCUUCUGACGACAGCUCUGUGGCAACGUUGGAACCCAUGGAUAAUAGAGCAUUCGCCGUCCAUUCCGAACAAGGGUCACGUGUCAACGAUGACAAGCAUCACCGAAGACACCACAGACAUCAUCACCGCCACAGUUCUCCGCAACCUCGCACGACCGCAGCGAGCUCGUCUAGUACGGAAGCUCCAGAAGGAACCACACAGGUCGCUGACGACACCUCUCCAGUUACUGAAAUCGUAGUAACCGAUGCCGUUACAGAAGAAGUUACUGCUGAACAACCUGUAGCUCCUUCUGGAAUUUCUGACGUAACAGUCGAAGUACUCGUUGUGAGGAGUAAUUAA